CUUGUGAGAAAAGGGAAGACCAUCUUUCCUUCUCUCUCAAAAGAAACACACAAAAGCUAACCCUGGCCUAAGGUGAGAAGAGGAGGGUGUAGGUAAGUAACUUCAUCAUCAUCAUCAGGAAAGGUGAAGAAAGGAAAGUAGCCAAGAAAGUAAAAAAGGAAGAGAUAUUAGAUCCUCUUCAUGGAGCUAGAGAGAGAGCUUUGAAUGCUUGCUUCUCUUUUUUUUCUUUUCAUCAUAGUCUUGAUCUUGAACAAGGUCAGCCUGACCUUAUAUAGCAGCUGGUUUUUCUUUGUUUAUGUUAUGAUCAGCUUCCAAUUGGAGUUCCAGCUUGCUAUCAGCUGAUCAUCAUGCUCCCAUCAUUCAUUAGCUAGUUUGAUUGUUAGCUUCAUGACAUAUGAUCCAUGGUAGGAAACCCUAGCAGCAGCAGCAGCAGCAGCUGGUGGAUGUUGAGCAACAUUAUGCAUCAGCAGCAGCAGCAGACUUCUGAUUCUCCUAAUAGCUAUUUGCUACCCAAUUCAGCUUCUACUAAUACUUCUGCUUCUAGUUACCCUAAUUUGAUGUUGAAUUGCUUUCCUCACCAUGAUGAUGAGCAACAACAACACCAGCUUAUGAGCAGUAGUAGCAGUAUUAAUGGUCCUCACUCAUCAUGGAGCCACCUCCUUCUUAGAGGUGGUUUGUCAACAGAAGAAGAAGAAGAAGAAGAGGAAGCCACAAAGAGGAGGAGAAUUGGCAGCCAUGAUCAGGCCAAAGAAGAAGAAGAAGAAGAAGAAGGAAAAGAUGAAGAUGAUCAGCUUCAAUACCAGGAGUUGUGCUUGAGCAACAACUCCUAUUACCCAUCCCUUCUUCACCCACCACUUUCUGUUUUACCAAAUAUUAAGCCAGAAGUGAUACUGCUAAAUCCCCAGGCUCAUCAGGAAACCAACAACUUGUUAUUAAUGUAUGCCAAUAACCACCACCACCAGUUUUAUAAUAAUGACAUCCCUUUUCCACCACCACCACCUUCUUCUUCACCAUUUAGGGCUUCUUCUUCUUCUUCCUGUUGUGAUGUAAGCACUACUACCACUACAACUACAGCCAAAUCCAUGCUGGACUUCUCUUCUUAUCGCAAUACGAUUGAUCAUCCACAUCCUGAUCACUCAAUAUCGUCUGAGUGUGGCAGAACAGCCAAAACAGGUGGGGUGGUGUGUGAUUAUAAUAAGAAGGCUAGGGUUCCUCCUCCUCCUCCUCAUCAUCAACAUCAGCAGCAGGCAUCUAGAAGAUCAAGCCAGCCUUUUCUCAAGGUGAGGAAGGAGAAGUUGGGAGAUAGAAUCACAGCCCUCCAUCAGUUAGUUUCCCCUUUUGGAAAGACUGACACAGCUUCUGUGUUGCUGGAAGCUAUUGGGUAUAUCAGAUUCCUCCAGACUCAAGUUGAGGCUCUCAGCUCUCCUUACUUGGGGACUAAUAAUGCUGCUGCUUCACUUUCACAUUCAAACAAUAUCACAGGCCAACAUGCUGCUCAGGAAGUGAAGCCAGGAGACUUGAGGAGUAGAGGGCUAUGUUUGGUUCCGGUGACAUGCACGCAACUCGUCGGAGGAAGCGAGGUCGUCGGAGCGGAUUAUUGGGCUCCGGCCAUCGGAGGAGGCCCAUUCUGAUGAUUGGUGUCCAAAUUAAACCUCAUUCUAAUUAAUCUGCAGUGUCUAAGCAAGAUAUUAUACAAUUAAUAAGCCUACCUACUAUACGUACGUAUAUAUGUAUGGUAAUUUAGCAUAUCAAAGAUCAUCAUUUAAUUAGUUAGUUGUACUGAUUAAUUCAUUGUGUGCUGGCUAUCUAGCUCUUGAUGCAUUUUAUUACAUAUAUACAUAAUAAUUAAUGAAGUA
Messenger RNA from Linum tenue, 1856 nucleotides. Lineage: Eukaryota; Viridiplantae; Streptophyta; Magnoliopsida; Malpighiales; Linaceae. The record is from the annotation of a GenBank genome assembly.